Molecule: messenger RNA, 3407 nt
Organism: Oryza brachyantha (malo sina)
Lineage: Eukaryota; Viridiplantae; Streptophyta; Magnoliopsida; Poales; Poaceae
Product: kinesin-like protein KIN-14M
Exons: 19
Coding region: 80-3136 (1018 amino acids)
Biological process (GO): microtubule-based movement
Molecular function (GO): microtubule motor activity; microtubule binding; ATP binding
Source: RefSeq, a predicted model, not a curated record
CGGCCCCGCCGCCGGCGACGAGGGCGGCCCGGCGGAGGGGGAGGGCGAUGUCGGGAGGUUCCUCGCGGCCGUGGAGCGGAUGGGCCUCCCCGGCUUCGCCGCCUCCGACCUCCACACGGGCCCAGUAUCAUCUAUUGUUGCCUGUCUCCUUGCACUAAGGGAUUAUUUUGUAUCCCAUGAUGUGGAGGGCUUAAGCUGUAGCAUUCCAGAAAAAGGCAUGAGGAACAUCAUAGAGUUUCCCAGAAGGGAGAACGAUCUCAGCACACAAGAAGGCCAAAAUAUCCCCAAAAGUCCGGCUAUGUCAGAACCAUCAUCUCCUUUAUCGCAGGCUACAUUAUCUUCAAUAUCACGCCAUGCUGGGCACAAUUUUCAUGAUGUCUUCCAACUCAGACAAGGAUGUUAUUUUGAUCUGCCCAGUUCAAAAAUUUCUGAGAUGAUGAAAUCCACCAGCUUGGAUCAUGCCCCUACUCAAUCACUUUUGACUGUUGUGAAUACAAUCCUUGAUGGGCUUAUUGAGAGGAAGAAUGGAGAAAUUUCUUAUCAUGUCGCUUGCUUGUUGAGAAAGAUCAUACUAGAGAUUGAGCGGCGUAUUUCUACUCAGGCAGAGCAUAUAAGAAAUCAAAAUAACCUUAUGAAAGCACGCGAAGAGAAAUAUAAAUCAAGGAUAACAGUGCUAGAGGCACUAGCAAGUGGGACAGGUAGACAAACACAUGUAAAGUCAUGUGCAGAAAAUGGAAAAGCACAUGUCUCUGCAGAUCAUCAUAUGAAUGAAAAAGAAGAAAGUAAAGACACAAUUAUGAAAUUAAAUCAAGAACUAGAAGCACUGAAAUCAUCAUAUGAAGAGACCAAUAUCAUGUUAGAAUCUAAGAAGAAAGAGGUACUUCAGCUUUUGAUGGACAAGGAGAACAUUGACUAUACAGUAUCGCAACUCAAGCAAGAUCUUGCAAUAGAAAGAUCACAUCAGACACAUAUUCAAGAAAUGGAGACUAGGGCUUUGCAGGCACACAAGAAACUAGAAAAAAAGAUAAUGGAAAUGGAACACAGGCUAGAAGAUUCUAAAAGUAGAACUAGAGAUAUUGAGGAAUUGUUAGAAUCAAGAAGACAAGCAUGGGAGCAAAAGGAAAUUGCACUGAAUCAAUUUGUAGGUUUUCAAACACAGAACAUUCAGGAUUUGAGGUUGUCUUCUGUUUCCAUCAGGCAUGAAAUCCUACACUGCCAGCAAAAAUGGUCUGAAGAACUUUAUGACCUAGGACGAAGCCUUAAGGUAUUGACGAAUGCUGCAGAAAAUUAUCAUGCUACUCUCGAAGAAAAUCGAAAAUUAUUCAAUGAGGUUCAAGAGUUAAAAGGAAAUAUCAGAGUCCAUUGUCGGAUAAGACCUUUUCUCCCUGGAGAAGAUCAGACAUCUACUACAAUUGAAUAUGGUAGCGAUAAUGGCGAACUAAUUUUAGAAAAUCCUGGAAAACAAGGAAAGGAAGGAAAAAAACUUUUCAAAUUCAACAAAGUUCUUGGCCCCUCUGCUAGUCAAGACGAGGUAUUCAAGGACAUUCAACCACUAAUUAGAUCAGUUCUUGAUGGCUAUAAUGUUUGUAUUUUUGCGUAUGGUCAAACUGGAUCAGGAAAAACCUACACAAUGACUGGACCUGAAAAUGCAACCGAGAUGGAUUGGGGUGUCAAUUACAGAGCUCUGAAUGACCUAUUCCAUAUCUCACUGAGUAGAAGAGACACAAUCAUGUAUGAAGUUAGUGUUCAGAUGAUUGAAAUAUACAAUGAACAAAUCCACGAUCUCCUCAGCACCAGUGGGUCAAAGAAACUUGGGAUUUUGAAUGCCAGCCAACCGAAUGGGUUUGCUGUCCCUGAUGCAACAAAGCAUCUUGUCAACUCAAGUUCUGAUGUUAUUGAAUUAAUGGGUAUAGGACUUAAGAACAGAUCUAUAGGUGCGACAGCAUUGAAUGAAAGAAGCAGUAGAUCUCACAGCAUAGUUACUAUACACAUUCAAGGUGUUGAUUUGAAAACCGGAGCUACUUUGCGUGGUGCACUACAUCUCGUUGAUCUUGCUGGAAGUGAGAGGGUGGAUCGCUCUGCUGCUACAGGAGAUAGACUAAAAGAAGCACAACACAUCAACAAAUCUUUGUCUGCUCUCGGAGAUGUCAUAUUUUCUUUAUCACAGAAGAAUGCUCAUGUACCAUACCGAAACAGCAAGCUUACACAAGUUCUGCAAAAUUCUUUGGGUGGGCAUGCAAAGACGCUGAUGUUCGUGCAGAUAAAUCCAGAUGUAUCUUCUUAUGCAGAGACUUUAAGUACUUUGAAGUUUGCUGAAAGAGUGUCUGGAGUGGAGUUAGGUGUUGCAAAGUCCAAUAAAGAGGGUAAAGAAAUUAGAGAAUUCAGGGAGCAGCUCUCACUGCUUAAAGAUAAAAUUGCAAAGAAGGAUGAACAAAUCAACCGGCUGCAACUACAGAGUCAUUCUCCAAGGGAAAGGAUAGAAAAACGUGCUGAUUCCUUCCUAAAACAUUCGUCAUCUUCCCCAGGCAUAUCAUCACUAGGAAGCAAAAUCCAACAUCGAAGAACAGCAUCUGGUGGAAAGAUAAAGAUCAUUGGCAGUAGAGCAGGUUCUGAUGUUGACAACUUCUCUGACAUCAGUGACAGACAUUCUGAAGCUGAUUCUAUGCAAUCUGUUGAUGAUAUCCAACAGUCAAGGGAGAUUAUGCGCCUUUCUAAGCUCUCUAUGGGUGAGAUAGGACAUAAUUCUGUUGACCCUGAGCUUCCUUGCUUUGGCUAUGCUGAUUCAGAGGGGAUGCUAAGCGACAUAUCAGACAGUGGUCUUUCCAUGAGUGCAGAAACUGAUUGUUCUAUGAGCAGUGUGGUUGAGCUCACACUCUUACCAGAGCAGGAGAGAAUAUCUGACACUCAGAAAGAGCAACACAUGGCACCAAGCACUCCGAAAGAUCGGUUGCAUAGGGUGGCCACUCGAGCGCAGAGGACAACUACACCAAGAUCACCACAAUCGCCUACCUUGUGGCCUAAACUAAGAGAUCCGCCACCUCCUAGAUCUCCAGUGUCCACAAGCACAGGAAAAAUCAGAGUAACACAGGCAACAUCUUCAUCGAGAAAUUCCAGUACUCAAAAAAGGUGGACAUAGAAGCCGUGCAUCCUUGAUGAAUAUCUUGCAACAUUGGUAUUACCUUUUGUACAGUACAUCUAGAAAGCAUUUCUUUUGUUCUUUAAUACGGACUAGACAUUAUUUAUUCUGCACUCUGGUUUUCUUUCCCAGCUGGAACUGCAAAACCAGUUGGAACAGAUUAUUUCCUUUUCUGUAAGGUGUAAAUGCUCUAGUACAUAUGAUACCUUUACAAUGCGAUAACCUUUGAUGUGUUGAUUAUAAGCAAUGAAAACAGAGUGAGCUUAAGACA